CCCACCAAAAUCUAACCUGCAAAAACCCAAGAUAUCAUUGUAGUAUCAUCCAUUCAGAAAAGGAACACCCAACAAAGAUUUUGAUUCAUGAGACACAAAUCAUCAAGAAGAACCAAAGUGACAUAACCAUAAACCAAAAAAAACCACUCAAAUGUUGCAGUCUUCUUACUCUUAUUCCUACCACUCUCUCGCUACCAACAUCCUUAUCCCUCACUCUCACUCUCACCCUUACAAGCCCUCUCUUCUCUCAUCAUCUCCUGUUUCAAACUUCCCUUACAGUUACAGACCCACUACUCCUCACCAUGUCUCAGCCCUCCCUCCAGUCAGACCCGAACCAUUGCUCGCCCAGGUUCCUGAACCAGAGGAGGGUCCAAUGGAGCUCCCACCGAGUUUUCCUUCCAUUUUCGCCACCACAGACAACCCUUCUACUAUCCAAGUCGCAACCAGCGUUCUCCUCACCGGCGCUAUCUCUGUUUUCCUCUUCCGCUCUGUCCGCCGCCGCGCUAAGCGAGCCAAAGAACUGAAAUUUAGGUCUUCAGGAGUGAAGAAGUCAUUGAAGGAGGAGGCCGUGGAUGCAUUGAAAGCAAUGGGGUCGAGUCCUGUUGAAGCUAACUCUCCACCUUCACCUCUUCAAGCAUUGUUGGGUGGAAUAUCAGCAGGUGUUAUUGCGCUUAUUCUUUACAAGUUCACUACUACUAUUGAGGCAGCUCUCAAUCGCCAGACAAUUGCAGAUAAUUUCUCGGUACGCCAGAUAACCAUAACCAUAAGGACUAUUGUAAAUGGGUUGUGCUACCUUGCAACAUUUCUUUUUGGCAUCAACUCUGUCGGAUUAUUCCUUUAUUCUGGUCAGCUUGCCAUCAACUCCUUCAUGGAGGAUUCUACAAAUCAAGAAAAUAAAAGCAAAGGUGAUGAGGGGUUAGGCUCACCAAAUUCAACGGUUGAGAUUGCCACAGAUACCACUGAGAUAAGCAGCAGCAAGGGGGAUCAAAGUUCAAAUGAUACACAAUAAUGGAAGAGAUCUGAAAUCAAAGUGUUGGAAUUUGUAGAAAAGAUCUAAUAAAAAUUACUUGAGCAUUUUCAUAACAUAGUUUUUACUCUUUGAUAGUUGUGUACUCUAUCCUCCUUGCACUAGAUUAUUAUUGUAGAACAUGAAAUAGUUUGUAAAAGCCAAUGUAAAUUUUUUGACUGAACCAUUUUUGGUUUUGGUGAUGAUCAAGGAGGGAUGAUUUAAAGAAGUGUAGAAUGCUAAAAUUAGUCUUGUUGCUUGUACAGGGAAAUGAAUUCUGUUCUUUAUUU
Messenger RNA from Quercus lobata, 1296 nucleotides. RefSeq lists its product as uncharacterized. NCBI's taxonomy places the organism in Eukaryota, Viridiplantae, Streptophyta, Magnoliopsida, Fagales, Fagaceae. Bases 152 to 1009 code for a protein of 285 amino acids. The transcript is spliced from 4 exons. The record is from RefSeq and is a predicted model, not a curated record. Gene Ontology annotation, cellular component: chloroplast thylakoid membrane.